AUGGCCAUGGCAGACAUGCUGGUGGAAGGAGUUGCUCAUAACCAAGUGCUAUCAUUCAUGGAUGGCAAUGCAGGAUACAAUCAGAUAAUGGUGGCAGAAGAAGACAUCCACAAGACAGCCUUCAUGUGUCCAAGGCAUAUAGGCAUUUUUGAAUACACUGUAAUGCCUUUUGGCUUGAGAAAUGCAGGAGCCACUUAUCAAAGAGCAAUGAAUUAUGUUUUCCAUGACAUGACAGGUCAUUCCCUAGAAGUAUACAUAGAUGAUGUGGUGAUUAAAUCUCCAGAAAAAGGAGAUCAUGUAUCAAAUCUAAAAAAGGCUUCCCCAAGAAUGAGACAACACAAGUUGAAAAUGAAUCCCAAGAAGUGCAAUUUUGGGGUUCAAGUUGACAAUUUCUUAGGUUUCUUGGUCCACCAAAGAGGAAUAGAAAUCAACAAGAACAAAGCAAAAUCUAUCGUGGAAGCUUUACCACCUCGGAAUAAGAAAGAAUUAUAG
Molecule: messenger RNA, 492 nt
Organism: Prunus armeniaca (apricot)
Lineage: Eukaryota; Viridiplantae; Streptophyta; Magnoliopsida; Rosales; Rosaceae
Source: the annotation of a GenBank genome assembly